AUGGCUACGAAAAGACAGCAGAAAGGCAAAGGAAAGACCACAGGAACGACUGCAAUCAGAGGAGGAUCGGAUCUGCACCUGGACACGAGACCGGUGGAAGCGUUAGCUCCCAAGCAUGAUAUCGGGAAAAAGACGCAAAAGCUGGAUUCGGAGGUUGCGCGAUGCAGAGUAGGGGUCGCGUGGAUCGAUCUUCUUGAGAUCGGAGAGCGACUGAGAUUCGGGGUGUACAACGACCGAGCUGAAAACGAAGCUGAGACGAACAAAUUGGUGGCAUCAUUCAAAGCAUCAGGGAUCGUACCCAUGAAGGAAACGUCGGCGAUACCACUGAUCCUGGAUGUGAAGCGGAUAAAAAAUGCUAAGAAGCUCGCUAACGAUUUCAAUGAUCCGGAGGAGGUGCCGGAGCUGAAGCUGAAUGACAUCGAGAAGAUAGUGGUUGCCUCUGGACAGCAUCGGCUGUCAGCGCUUCGACGGUACCACCAAUCUCAGCAAGACGAGUACCAGACGCUGGAGAAGAAACGCAACAAGAUCAUGACGCUGAAGCAUCCGUCUGAAGAACAUGUGCUAAAUUUCAAUGAGAUGCGUACCGAGAUGUGUGGGAUCCAGGGAGUGAUGGAAGGGAUGGGCAAGUGGGGCGUGAUUGUGUACGACCAAGGUGAGCGUGUUCCGCGGCUGCCACCGUUGCCAACGCGGCCGUCGAAGCGAUGGGGCCUGUACCAUCGCAUUGGUUUAGUACAAGAGAUGGACAUUGAUAAUCUGCACGAGGAACGUAUGGUAGCACUUGCAACCGUUGCAUCCGUGCGUCAUGUAGAUGGUGAAGGCUCAAAUCAACGAUUGCUGGCCAGCGGCGACGAGCUGGCCUGUCACCUGAGCCGCAAUAAUCCCUUGCACGAAUACAAAGAAACGGAAGAGGAAGUGCUGAUCACCAUUCUGAAGAAACUCAAGAGCGCAUACGACACGUCGCCCAAAGACACGCGCGACGACGUUGCGACGAAGACGCUCGACGAAAUUCGUACCGUCCAAGACAAGAACUCGCGUGUGCAGAAGGUUCUUCAUCAUGAUGGACUGUGCAUGUUCCUCUCCACGCGUCUCCUUCAGUUAGGACUGCACUUCAGACGUCGCUCUGAAUUUAGCGUGACGUGGCUCUCGAAGGCGAUUGACGUGUGCAUGGGAGUAUAUUUGUGUUGGAUUGAGAUACGCACCGCGACGUUGAAGAAACUCGGGUCGCACAAGGACUUUCCGUCCUAUAAGACCGUCGCAGACCUGCUGGACGAUGCAGAAGCAGGAGACCAACAGGCGAUUGCGGAGGUGGAGAAGCUGCGCAAGAGUAUCAACGAAACGCAACAAGAUGGCGAGGAGGGGGAUUUAUCGAUGUGGGCCGAGGUGAUGCAAAGCCUCGACAAUCAUGCGAAGACAGCGUUCGCGCAGAACAUCGAGAGCAUUGGGCAGAUGACGCCGAAGUACGUGCUGCGGUUGAGCGCGUAUCGGCAGAAUGCGAUCAUGACGCUGCAAGACGCGUGGUCGGUGAGCCCUGGCAAGGAUUACGGGGAGAAUGAAAUAUUGCAGCACCUCGAUCGAGUGGUCGCUCGUGUAGCGAUUCACCUAACGCCGAAGGAAGGCGACCGACAAGCUCCUGAGCCGCUGCUUGGUGGCAUGAUGAUGGACUAUGCGUGGACGACGUUCAGUCGGCUGCAGGAAGGGAUAGCAGAGAUGUGUCGAUGGUUUGAAGUCCUGCUGGAUUCGUGGAGGAUAGUGCAUCCGAAAUCGCACACGAUGGACGACUGGUCGACGGUCAUGCUCGCGAACAUCGCGAGGGAUCCUCGAUUCACCAGCCACAGCAAUAAAAACAGCAGAGCGGUGACGCAAAUCAUCUGGAAGCACCGCAACACGUUGAUGAUGCGGUUGACGAACUACAUGACGAACGAAAAGAUGUCGCACGCCCCACGACCGAAGGACAAGAAAGAGUUGGACAGUCGAUUCGCCGAGCUGUCAGCAGAAGAGAUCGAGGCCAGCGAUUCACUCACCAAGGUGUUGCAGUCGAGGAGGUCUAAGACUAGCGCGAGGAGCAGAGACUUAGCGAUGGAACCGCAGUCCAUCACCGGGAUGAUGGCGCUGCAUACGACGGGCUGGGACUGGCAAAGCUCGUCCAUCAAGAAUACAGGGCGAGACAUCGAGCCUUGCAUGAAGGCGAUCGCUGUGGAAUGCAAGUAUAUGGAGACAUAUCGCCCUAAGCUGUUGAAGGAUAAGUUGGUCGGAGCCAUUCGCAGGCUGUUAGAGGUCGAGCUCGGGUCUCGCGUCCGGAAGAUGCAAAUUAUGGAUGAAGCUGGGAAGUUGCGCCCUGUGCAGGAAUGGGUGUGGUGGGACGGACUCACUCUGCGAUCGACGCAAUUAGAUGCCGAAGUCGUGCUGCAGUCGCUCCAGGACAACGUCGUCCGCAAGCAGCAACAGACGCAAGCACGUCUUGUCCUCGAACAGAAAGAUCGCGAGGCCAUCAACAAAGCCAUCACUUACCUCACGAAUCUUCCAUGCGUUCGCGCAUCCGACGAUUCCAACUCGCUGGUCUCCCAUGAUGUCAUGGGCCCAUUGAAAGAAAUGAUCAGAGGCAUCGAAGUCAAUAGUGCGAGGAAGCGAUUCCGUACGCUCAACGGAGAUUCCAACCUCACUUUCGAUCUCCGGGAGCAUGACUUCGAGCUGGGAAUCGAGCUGCCAGACUCGUAUCAGGACCCGUUCACGAUCGGUUACAAUAUGUCAGAUGAUGAGGACAAUGAGGAGGACAAUGAGGACGAACCCGACACGCAGCCAGCGUCGAAGUCGAAAGGUAAACAGCGUGCCAUCGACGCACCCCCUCAACCUGUCGCAGACAAACAAUCUGAAGUUACGUCGGGAGCCUCGACUUCGUCCCGAGCACCAAAGAUCUCCCAGUCCGCUGUUGACAGCCAGCCACAGCCGGAAUCCGAAGAAGAGAUGCCGCAUCCAUCUACACGCUCGCCGCAAGCCCCGCCCCUUGACGUCUCCGAGGCUGCCACUAACAGACCUAACCCUGUCAAACCCAUUCCCAAACCAAGACCCAUUCCACGCAAACAAUCUCAGCGGACCGCUGUCGAAGAUGACAACGUCUCACCUCAUCCAGACUCCAUGGCUGCAGGACACGAUGCUGGUGCGGAUAUGGAUGAGGAUGAAGAAGCGACCCCACGUCUCACCAAGCGUCCUCUCGCUGACGUUUCUAUGCACGACCACGACGCAUCUUCUCAACAUGCCACUGAUGACACAGCUCCAUUGGCUGGUGAUGCACCAGAUCCUUCUCAAUACGGCGCCGUCGCAACCGUUCCAUCUGCUACACCUGCUACAGCUCAGCCCGAGCUCUUCGAACCAGAUGAAGACACUCAGGGCAAGCCCGUCGAUGAGGACACAGAGCUCGACAGUGAGGCUCACACCACAGAUGUCGACCGUCCUUCUGAUGACUCAUACGAACUUUCACAGCCCUUAUCACAGCCCUUGCCUCCUCGCAAGUCCAAACGACGCGUCGUCCCUGCCUCGCCCAAACGGUCCCAUGCUGCAACUGGUGCAUCAUCCUCAUCCUCAUCUUUGAUCCGUGGACGAGGCAGACCGCAGAAGAAGAAGCCAAAAAUCAUCCAGGGCCCUUCAGACGAUGAGGACGAUCAGACCAUAAUUCCCAUUUAA
Molecule: messenger RNA, 3678 nt
Organism: Suillus paluster
Lineage: Eukaryota; Fungi; Basidiomycota; Agaricomycetes; Boletales; Suillaceae
Exons: 14
Coding region: 1-3678 (1225 amino acids)
Source: RefSeq, a predicted model, not a curated record